CACAUCUUUGUGCUCGCCAUUUUGGAGAAAGCUUGAGCUUCAGAAUCGCGAGUGACAAUAUUAGCUACCAAAAUACACACAAAGAAACCACUCCAACAAACACUGGACGAUACGCCGUUAACGAUGGGCCCUCCGGGAGACACCACACAGCACACGUCUAAUGAAAGGACGCAGGAUCGUCGCUGGAUUGUCGAUUUAUCUUGACAUGGCAUGCGGCAGGGCGAGACGAGGGUUGUGACGACGAAGGAAAAGAGAGCAAGCAAACGCAACAAACAACUCGACUGGAGACGUGAAGGGGCAAUCUCGCUGUUGUUUAGCGUCCCGUAGCGACUGUUUUGGCUAAAAUGCAGAGUAAAACUAGUUAAUUCGACAAACCGCAUAGUCAUUUUAAUCUGAUAGCACUUGGCAUUUAUAUUGCACAGGGCGAAAAAUGUGAGCGUGAGAAAUGGUGACUGGACGCUAGAUAAGCAAGCGCACACAUGCCUCAGAUGAGCCAAGAAGUUCGAAAGAUAAAAUGUAGCUGUACAGCCAGUCACUACUAGUUAGUGUUGGAAGUGAAUGCCAAGGUAAGGCUAAUAAUACGACCACAACAUGAGUCUCAGCCGUGGCAGCACUGCAGGCUGCGCAGGGCCGAGUGAGUGGCACUAAACUCCAGGAAAUGUCAACUUACGCUGGCCCUAGAUGUUCCCCGGUGCCACUAUAUCUUGGCAUCUGUAUUUACCUGCCAUGUUCGUCUAUAUCCCCAGUCUGUGUGUAUUAACACGCUCAUAGUGCCGACUCUACAGAAAUGAUGCAAAUCUCAGCCAUGGAUAAGGGACUUUGAAAUUACCCUAAUUAUGCACAUCCUAUUGUCUGCUUGCUAGAUUGUGUUAUAUCCAAAUACACGCACAAAAUAUUUCCACAAUGAAUUUUAGUAGAUCCAGUUGACUUCCUUGAAGCUUACAGAAGUCUUUUUCAGUUAGACUAGUAUAAAUCUGUUCAGUUUUGAAAAGUGUCUAUGGCAUUUUGAUAUGACAAAAUCGACGUAACAGUCAUGUCUUAAAUUUGAACUUCUGAAAAAUGAGUAGGGAGAUGUAGUCUUGCUUGAUAGCCAUUCCCCUUCCUCCUCUGUGUCCUUCUACAAAUAGAAAAAUGACUUAGUUUGUCUUUUAUUUGCAGACAUUUUCUGUUCAUAGUUAGUGGGUAUUUCACAGAUCUAGUAUAGAGUUGUUUGAUGCGUUGCUAAAGAGGGUAGUUAAUGGUCAUCCUUUAUCCAACCUGAAAUACAAUAGUAGAGUAUUGUCAAUUGUACAUUAAACGAGACAGCUGGGAAAAUCUAACCAUGGGGGACCCAACUUCACGAAGAAAUCAAACAAGAAAUCGACUUCGUGCCCAGCUUCGAAAGAAAAGGGAGUCUUUGGCUGAUCAGUUUGACUUCAAGAUUUAUAUAGCCUUCGUUUUCAAAGAAAAGAAAAAGAAGUCUGCUCUGUUUGAGGUAGCUGAAGUGGUGCCCGUGAUGACCAACAACUAUGAAGAAAACAUCCUCCGAGGUGUGCGGGAUUCCAGCUACUCUCUUGAGAGUUCAAUUGAACUCCUGCAAAAAGACGUUGUGCAACUACAUGCGCCCCGCUACCAGUCAAUGCGAAGGGAUGUAAUAGGCUGCACUCAAGAGAUGGAUUUCAUCCUUUGGCCACGCAACGAUAUUGAGAAGAUUGUCUGUCUGCUAUUCUCCAGAUGGAAGGGAGCUGAUGAUGAACCCUUUAGGCCUGUUCAGGCCAAGUUUGAAUUUCAUCAUGGAGACUAUGAGAAGCAGUGCUUGCAUGCUUUGGGUCGUAAAGACAAGGCUGGAAUGGUCAUGAACAAUCCUACUCAGUCUGUAUUUCUCUUCAUGGAUAGACAGCACUUACAGACGCCUAAGACCAAGGCUACAGUUUUCAAGUUAUGCAGCCUCUGCCUGUACCUGCCCCAGGACCAGCUGACCUGCUGGGGUGUUGGAGACAUCGAGGACCAUCUCCGCCCAUAUAUGCCUGACUAGGGUGUCCUGCUCCAUGCAGCCACAUAGGAAAAGCCCUACCCUCCUUCCCUCUCAUCUAAGCCUACAGAUGCAAAUUUAUGUCCUCAUCUCGUUUCUUUUUACACAUUUUUGAAUUUUUGCUUGGACCUCUCCUUUUUGUUACCCACUCACUCUCCUCCCUCCCUGACCUGAUAUUGGUUCAGUUCACAUCUUUUUUUACCCUCCCAGUAUCCCCCUCUCUGCCAUUUUGGAUUGAUUCCUUCAUUUUUUCCCCCCUUCCCCUUCAUUUCCUCCUCAUCCGUUUGUUUUAUUUGAACCUGCACGAACAUUGAUUUUUGAGUGGUUGGUUGUUCACUUGGAGCCACUCUGUCAACAGCACCAGUCUAUGGAGGAACUCUUGCAUCAGAACAUAAACAUACAGUACACAGGUUUUCAUGGGGUUUCUCAGAUGGACAUGUGAUAUCCUUGUCAAACGAAAGGAUUGUUGCGGCUUGUAUGUAAUGUCAAGGGGGGUGCUAAACAACUUGACACAUUCUUUUAACCAAGGACAGGUGUGAAAUGGUGUUCUUACACCUGUGUAAGAGAUAACAAGAUGAACAAUAUUUGUCAAAUCAUAUGGUGUAGGUGCUGCUUCUUUUACACCGCCUUAGAUUUUGUUUUUGCAGGUCUUAAGCUCUUUUUUUUGCAACAUUUGCAUUUUCUUUGAAUAAUUCUACAGGCCUUCGUUAAAUUUAUGAAUGAGUUUGGUGGCAUUGGACAGAGGUGAAACAUGCUGAUUAGAUAUUGGAGGUCUUUCAUGUUCAAACAGUUCAUGCACUAUUACUUUAAGUGACUGAAAUCAGUUUUGUUUUGAUUUUUUUAUCUGGGAUGAGGGUUGUUGAGACUCCAAUAUGGUGGAUGACAGUUUUGAAAUGAAUACAUAAAACUAAUUUAAUUUGACCUACUAAUUUGCUAUCAUAUUGAAAUUAUAGGGUUUUGUGGGCUUGCUUGUUUAAGGCUGACAAUGAACAAAUAACUUGCUCCUUGUUGAUUCUUCUUCUGUUGAAAUGGUAAAAAGAUUCUGGAUUUUUCUGUUGAUUCUCAAUACAGCUGAGCAUAUCCCAAUACAGCAUUUUGAAAGAA
Periophthalmus magnuspinnatus is the source of this 3115-nucleotide messenger RNA. RefSeq names its product chromosome 11 C6orf62 homolog (gene c11h6orf62). The record is from RefSeq and is a predicted model, not a curated record. Bases 1322 to 2014 code for a protein of 230 amino acids. NCBI's taxonomy places the organism in Eukaryota, Metazoa, Chordata, Actinopteri, Gobiiformes, Gobiidae. The transcript is spliced from 5 exons.